Lachancea thermotolerans CBS 6340 is the source of this 885-nucleotide messenger RNA. RefSeq names its product Msn1p (gene MSN1). Gene Ontology annotation, biological process: positive regulation of ribosomal protein gene transcription by RNA polymerase II. The coding region runs from base 1 to 885 and encodes 294 amino acids. Gene Ontology annotation, molecular function: DNA-binding transcription factor activity, RNA polymerase II-specific; RNA polymerase II cis-regulatory region sequence-specific DNA binding. The transcript has a single exon. The record is from RefSeq and is a predicted model, not a curated record. NCBI's taxonomy places the organism in Eukaryota, Fungi, Ascomycota, Saccharomycetes, Saccharomycetales, Saccharomycetaceae.
AUGGAUGACGUUUCACCUUUGAUUGCUCGCAUCUCCGGCCUGGAGAGUCAGAUCGCAAUGUAUGAGAAACUCUUCCAGACCCUAAGUGCGAAGCUAGAUCAUCAUUUCAAGAAAUACGACACUGUAGUUAACGCACAACAGCAACAGAUCAAUUCUCUUACCGAUGUUUUGUUCACUUUACUCAACGAUCGAUGCCGCUAUGCAGAUAUACAACGUGAAAAACUGGGAAACACGCUCGCUGGCGUCGCAUCUACCGGCGCAUCUUUGAGCGGGGUUGUAGCCACCGCGGGCCUUGGGAGACAGCCGAAGCAGGCCACAGGCCCCCAAACUUCAUCCCGACAUGUUUCGGGCUUGCAAAGCGACCAUCAAUCAGCUAGUUUGUACGCUGAAGAUACCCCCUCACGUCGCGAGGAUGAGCGGCGUAGCAGCGACAGCUAUUACAGCGACAACAGCGUUACUAGCGCAGAAAGUGACGAGAGCGAGGAUCGAGAAAACUCGGAGCUCAGGCCAGAGCUACAUGAGUCCGCAGACGCAGCACACAAGAAGCGCAAGCUUUUCGACAGAAAGUUCCGUUUCUUAGCUUCUCCACAGUCCGUGGCAGAGGUUUGGAAAGAAUAUACCGAAGGUCUAGCAGGCCAGCCUUCGCUCAAAGAAAUGGAAUCUACAUACCGCUCGAGCUGGCGACGCGAUGCGGCGGUUAGCCGGAAGUUUUAUCGCCGCAAAGUGCUUUGUCGAGCCAUUGAGACCGGCUUGGCUAGAGGCUACGCAUUAGAGGAAAUAAUUGACAUGCUCGAGAGUCACAGACAACAGAGAGAAGGAAGACAAGAUAAGCUGCCGAUUGGCUGGCUAUGCCGCCGCAGUAACCUACCAAGCAUUUUCAAGUGA